AAGCGGCAGCAAUGACGGAUGAGGAGAGAAACAGUGAUUCAAAUGAACUAAAGAGACAUCCUAUAUAUGAAUUUGCACCGCCGCUCUGCGUGUUUGUCUUCGAGGGACAUAUGGUCCUGCAGAGGCAGAUUUGACUGAGGACGGAGCGUCUAUUGUCCCUGAAUCCACAGACUCAGGCACCAGCAGCCUCCCUCAUCUCCAAUCAGACCAGUGAAGUGCUACCUCCAAUCCAGCUGAGAUGGCUCCCACGCUGGCUACGGCCUUCUCACGCCGCUGGUGGAUGGCGGUGACGGCGGUCAUUGAAAACCUGCUUUUCUCUGCUGUGCUGCUCGGCUGGGGAUCCCUGCUCAUCAUGCUCAAGUCUGAGGGCUUUUACUCCUACCUGUGCCACGGACAGGAAAACAGCUCGAGCCUCUCCAACACGUCCACAUCAAAUCCCUCUGAGGAGAACCUGCAGAUGAAUGGCUGGCCCAUCUGCAAGGACCAGGAUGAGAUGUUGAACCUGGCCUUCACUGUGGGCUCCUUCCUACUGUCCGCCAUCACCCUGCCCAUGGGCAUUGUCAUGGACAAAUACGGUCCAAGGAAGCUGCGACUUUUGGGCAGUGCCUGCUUUGCUUUCUCCUGCCUCCUCAUUGCCUACGGUGCCAGUGAUCCCAACAAUCUGUCCAUCCUGAUCUUCUUUGCUUUGGCAAUGAAUGGGUUUGGAGGCAUGUGCAUGACCUUCACUUCUCUGACGCUCCCCAACAUGUUUGGUGACCUGAGGUCGACCUUCAUCGCUCUGAUGAUUGGAUCCUAUGCCUCCUCUGCUGUCACUUUCCCAGGCAUCAAGGUGAUCUAUGAUCUGGGUGCCACCUUCAUCACCAUCUUGAUGGUUUGGGCUGGCUGUGCCUGCCUUGUCUUCCUCAACUGUUUUGUCAACUGGCCUCUGGAGCCCUUCCCCGGCCCCGAGGACAUGGACUUCACAGUGAAGAUCAAGUUCAGCUGGCUGGGCUUUGACCACAAGAUUACAGGAAAGCAGUUUUAUCGACAGGUGACCACGGUGGGGCGCCGUCUUAGUGUUGGGAACUCCAUAAAGCAGCACCACCAGCCCCCCAAAGACCUCGCCACGCAGGAGGCCAACAAGCUCUGCCUGUCCACCGUGGACCUGGAAGUGAAGUGCAACAACAGGGAGGAGACUCAGUCCUUCAUGAAGAGUAUCUUCAGUCCCAUCUUCUUGCUGAGCCUCAUCACCAUGUGUGUGACCCAGCUUCGCCUUAUCUUCUACAUGGGAGCCAUGAACACCAUCCUGGAGUCCCUGACAGAGGGAGACCUCAGUACAGUGAGUGUCUACACAUCCAUCUUUGGCGUGCUCCAACUUUUGUGUCUGGUCACCUCUCCUGUGAUUGGCUACGUCAUGGACUGGAGACUCAAAGACUGCGAGGAUGAGAACGACAAGAGUGUCAAGAGGGAGCCUGGUCAGCCCCGUCGCCCUGACAGACAGAUUCAGAAGAUCAUCAACGCCACCAGAGCCUUUAUCUUCACCAACCUACUCCUUGUUGGCUUUGGAAUCACCUGCAUCAUCCCCAGCCUGCCCCUUCAGAUUCUGUCCUUUAUCCUGCACACUAUUGUCAGAGGGUUCAUCCACUCUGCUGUUGGAGGCCUUUAUGCUGCUGUGUACCCGUCCUCUCAGUUUGGCAGCCUGACAGGCAUGCAGUCCCUGAUCAGCGCUCUGUUUGCCCUGCUCCAACAGCCUCUCUUUAUGGCCAUGGUGGGACCCCUGGAGGGAGACCCUCUCUGGGUAAAUGUGGGCCUGUUGGUGCUGAGCAUGCUUGGAUUCUGCCUGCCUUUGUACCUGCUGUGCCACAGCCGGCACCUCCAGCGCCUCAGGGACGAGCGUGACGAGGAUCCCAAGAUCUAUGUGCAGAUCAACAAUGGCAGCAAGUCCGAGGCCUUCAUCUAGACCAGGAUGAAGGAGGGAGAGACUGAUGAUCGUUUAAAAACUGGAUAGGACGGGCUACACUACAGACGGUAGAGGACAGAGAGAAGAAACAAGUCUUAUCCUCCCCGAUGCCACAGCACCUCUCUCAGUUCAUCUGCAUUCAGACAACCCACAAACCUCUCUCAUUCCCCUCAAACACUUUCGCUCAUACCAUUUCACUGCCAAUCAUUUGUGGUCAGAUAUGACUGCACACCACCCUCAAGUUUCACCCACUCUCAUACUAUACACUGUGAGAAUCAUGACACACACACUCACACACUGACUCCAUCCCUGAACUGAGGAGUAAACAGACUAAUGGGAGAAAAAAGAAGUUGUGGACUUUUUAAAUAUUUCCAUUACAUUCUUCUUUUCUUCACUCUUGUCAUUUUUAUUUCUCCCUGAUGUCACUGAGUGGCAAGUUCUACUUAAAUAAACAUAGAAGAAGAAGAAGAAGAAGAUGCCAGCAAGUGGAAAGCCACAGUGAGGAGAUUUUGCAGAAGAUAAAGGUUUCAAAAAUUCUCAGUGACAGUGUUUAAAGUCACCUCUCAGAAACUGACUGUGGUGCUGCGAACAGGCACGGCAGUAACCAAGAUGACCUUUACUUUCUGAUCGGUCCAUGUUUGUCUGAGGUGGCGUUCACCCAGUAAACGGUCAUCUCCCUCUGACAGCACAAGCAAGUGGCGCCCUUGGUCGUGGCAUCUCUGCUUCCUCUUGUGCAUGAGGGCAUUAACCCGAAUCCACACACAGCAGUAUUGGUAGCAGUUGGGAUUUAAACAAGUAGUAUGACGGCUUUUUAAGUUAGUGAAGAAAACAACGCAGAAAACGCGUCUUGUGUGUUGCAUCAUGCAGUGUGAUUAAAAACUGCUCUGCUGGGUAAGAUAGACUGCACUGCACGAUGCCGGAGACAGCGCUGGUCCUAUAUUACUGUUUCAUUUAGUAGUUAGUGCAGGAAAACACACUCAACUUGCCAUGUUGGGCCAUUUUUUUUUGUUUUGUUUUACUUAUGAAUUCUUUUUGUGUGUUUGGAAUAUGUACUCGCUUUUUAAUGUAUUUCAGUAUGAUCACAGAUGUGUUGUUAAAUCAUUGUUUGUGACAAUGUGGAGGAGGGAAUUUGUUUAGAAUUGGGAGACACGACAAAGAUUUUAGAUAAGGUGUGUUUUCAAAGGUGGGAUUGGCGUAGAGAUGAAGCCUCUGCGUUAUUAUACUCACUUCACACAUAGUCUCGAUUUGUUGUAGCAAUAAGUGCUUCUGUGAGGUGCUGGGCAACAUGAUGACACACAGUCAGAUAAAGACAGGCAAACAUGUACAUUUUAUGGACUGUGUUUCUAAAUGAAAAAGGUGCUAGUUGAAUUACAGAAAUGUGUUUUUUGCAUUUUACUUUAAGGCUCAGUUGGAGUAAUUUUAUCAACAAAUUGCCAAAUUUCUCACAAAAGCUGUUUCUUUUUCUGGUGAAUUCCAAAGAGGCUAUCAAGUUACCAUUUCAAGUGACUACCGUACUUUGCUUUUGGUUUCUUAUUGGUUUUGUGGUAAUUCUGCACCAAAAGAAAAAAAAUGAAACCACAGUGGCGGCCCUGGAAACCUUAUAUUCACUUCUUAAGGACAUGAAGGGAGAUUAAGUGGCAGGCUGAUAGAGGCGCAUUCCCCCAGCUUCAAUAAAGACUCUUUGAAAGUCCAGAGCAGAAGUACACAGUGUGUAGAGAAUGAAAUGGGGGAUAGUAACUGCUGUUUGAUUCAACCUGCUGUCUUCAAAUGCCAUAUAGAGAAGCUCCUCAGAGAAGCCUCACAGAGGCACUUCCAAAGACAGCCAUGACCUUUCAGAGUGCCUCACUAUGUGUACAGAUGAUGGGAGGAGUGGAUCCUGACAGGAUGUGGUGCACCCAGUCCCUCUCCCCCUCCAUCUAUCCAUCCAACACUUUCAUCCACCCAUCCGACUGCAAAACUCGUCUUGAAAUGUUUACUGAUGACAUGUGACAGAGCUGAGAGACAAGCCUCUGCUGCCAUCAUUUGCUCCCAGUGAAUGACGAAGUGAGAAAUGAGUGGCACCUGAUGCACUUUAGACCUCUAGAAAUGGACCUCAGUCAUGUGUUUUUGAAUGGCCUGCCCACACUGUAACAUACACACAUUGCAUGGAUGCUCACUGGUGGUGCAUGACGCAAAAAGAAUGUAUACUCUGAACUUCAGAUGCAGAUUUUUAAUUCAGGACAUGGGAAUGAAAAGAUGCUCUUAUUUUUUAUAUUCACAGAAGAUGUUGCUUCACAUGUUCAUUAUAUUGCCUUUAUGUGUGCAAACAGUGUGGCACAGUCUUGUCUCUCAGUUCUCUCUUAAGCGUGGACAUACCAAUCACAACUGUUCCCAUGUUCAUGUUUAUUAAAUAUUUACACAUAGGUUUGUUCCUUGUAAAAGAGCAAAGAGAAUUGUAUGGAGUAGAACUGGUGCAGUAAUUAACCAAAUUUAACUCAACGACAAAUGUGAAUACACUUCCUGUAUAGAAAACUAAACACGUUUGUACAUUUCUAUGUUCAAAUUGAGUUUUGUCCAAUGCACAUCAGACAGACCUCUGAAAGUUAUGCAUUCCCACACAGUUGCAGCACAUUUAUUUAAAAUUGGUCACAGGAUUUUGUCAAAGUCCUCACUGGGGUCUAUGACAAAACAUUGGAUUUUAAAUAAAUUGAGACGGAUAAUGUACAUUCAUUAAUUUCUUAAGCUGGAUGUAAUUCUCUGUCUGGGCAAAAAGCUGGAGAGCCAACCGGAAUGUUCAUUUGUGAAUCUCUAUUGAUAUUUAAUACAUACAAACCCAGGAUGACACUCUGAUUGCUUUUGCACUAUUAUUCGUUGGAAGCUGGGGGGAAAAUUCUCUUAAACUUAAAGUCAUACUCCUGCGUUUUCACAAGUGUUGUUUCUAAAAACCUUUAGAGAGACAACAAUGUGAAUUUAUGCAUAGAAAUGUACAAAUGUGCUUUUAUUUGCAGUGCACAAUUGUUUAAUUAAGUGUGAAAUUUUUUGCUUCCAAUUCACAAAACUUUAUUCACAUUUGUCAUUCUUUGAUUGAUAUACUCUGAUGCAGUACUUUACUCCAGCUCUAUGAAUGUGAGUAAUGGUGGACACUGAUUUUUCAUUUGUCUGGUAACCCCAUCCUGAACUCACUCUGUCUGGCUUAACAUAAAAAUGGCUCAUUUACAGAAUGUUUUCACAAACAUCUAUGAACUGAAGACACGUGUAACAUCAUGGUAACUGAGCCUGGGUGUUUGAGUAAUGGGUUAUCAGGUGAAACCUUCAUUCCAUCCAAAUGGGAACCUAAUCAGCACUUUCCUUCACGGCCAUACCUUACACUACUCACACUAUCCUCCAUACUAUCACCCUCACAGUCUCACCCCAAACUUCUAGGAGAGGGAUUCUACAGUAUAUUGAUUUAUUGAUUAAUGAUUUAUUCCCCUCAGAUGAAUCCAGGCUUUUGUUGUGGGUGUUUUUGUGUGUGAUAAUUGGAAGUGGGGGUUUCAACUGGAGCACAGGCGCCUUGUUUUCUUCCCCUCGCAUGUAGACUACCUUUUCUAUUUUUUCUAUCUGCCAUGCUCCAGUUUAGUUUAGUUGUCUUUUAGUAAGCCUUUAUUUCUCCAAGAGUUUACAAGAAUGUGUAUUUUCAUGGUCUGAUAUUGUAUAUUUGAUUUCCUUUUUGUCUUGUACCACAUUAUAGCCAUUGUCAUUGACAUUUCAAGUCAUGCUGUUUCAACUGAAAGAAAAAAAAUAGAUCAAUAUAUGAAGCAAAAUAAACACAAUAAUUUGUA
Molecule: messenger RNA, 5739 nt
Organism: Scatophagus argus
Lineage: Eukaryota; Metazoa; Chordata; Actinopteri; Scatophagidae
Product: large neutral amino acids transporter small subunit 4-like
Exons: 14
Coding region: 239-1939 (566 amino acids)
Biological process (GO): neutral amino acid transport; transmembrane transport
Molecular function (GO): neutral L-amino acid transmembrane transporter activity; L-amino acid transmembrane transporter activity
Source: RefSeq, a predicted model, not a curated record